AUGUCCUUCGCCGACCUCAGCAAGACCCAGCGCGACGAGUUUGCCGCUUCUCUGGCGAUUCUGGCGCUCUUUGAUGCUGGUGUGGAGGUCACGGCCGACGCUUUGACCAAGACUUUCGAGGCCUCGGGCAACGACGUGGCUGCGUACGUUGCGCCGCUCUUUGCUGACCUGUUGAGCCGUGGUCUAGACGUUGAGAAGUUCCUGGCUGGUCCCUCCGCUGGAGCUGCUCCUGCUGCUGGUGGUGCUCCUGCUGCUGAUGCCGGUGCUGCUAAAGUAGUGGAGAAGGUUGUUGAAGAGGAAGAGGAGGUCGACAUGGGAGGCGGCAUGGACAUGUUUGGCGCAGAAGAAGACUACUAG
Peronospora matthiolae is the source of this 357-nucleotide messenger RNA. The record is from the annotation of a GenBank genome assembly. Lineage: Eukaryota; Oomycota; Peronosporomycetes; Peronosporales; Peronosporaceae.